Pimephales promelas (fathead minnow) is the source of this 5740-nucleotide messenger RNA. It is a transcript of the gene kita, whose product is annotated as KIT proto-oncogene, receptor tyrosine kinase a. Gene Ontology annotation, biological process: positive regulation of receptor signaling pathway via JAK-STAT; Kit signaling pathway; Fc receptor signaling pathway. Lineage: Eukaryota; Metazoa; Chordata; Actinopteri; Cypriniformes; Leuciscidae. Gene Ontology annotation, molecular function: ATP binding; transmembrane receptor protein tyrosine kinase activity; growth factor binding. The record is from RefSeq and is a predicted model, not a curated record. Gene Ontology annotation, cellular component: plasma membrane; signaling receptor complex.
UUUAAGACUGGAGUGAUCGCUCGGCUGGCGACCAAGCUGUAUUAUCGAGCUACCAACACACAUGAGAUAGAUGGAAUUAUAACAAUGGAAUAUCACUGCGUUCUGUUUACUGUUUUGUUGCAGUUAAUCAUCCAACCAGGCAGGUCCAGGCCCACAAUCACCCCAGACGGACCCUGGCUCACAGUACCACUGAACGGCGACUUCAGCUUGCGCUGCCAGAGCAACAGUUCAGUGCGCUGGAUGAGAGAAGACCGUCCCACGCGAACCCUGAAGGAGGAACAAAGGCAGGGUCAACUAACAGUUCUUAAAAUGAGCAAAGCAGGCCCUCAACACAUGGGCAAAUAUUCAUGCUGUGAGGAGACUGGUGAAAAGAGCUCCAUCUAUGUGUAUGUCAAAGCAUUCCUCUCAGCAGAUCCUGAAAAUCCCUUCAGGAGGAGCAUCGUGUUUGACAUUGUUGCGGGAGAAGGAGAGACUGCCACGAUCCCAUGCUUGGCCACAGACCCAAAUAUGAUGGAGUUGCACCUGCAGAAAUGUGACGGACUGCCCCUUCCCAACAGUCUGCGAUAUUCAUCCAGCAUUGAGACGGGCGUGGUGUUGGAAGCUGUUAGGAAGGACUUUGAGGGAUGUUACGUCUGCGUCGGGACUCUAGAAGGCGCCACGGUUAAAUCCGGACAAUAUCUACUUACUGUUCGACUUGUUCCAGGUGCGCCUCCUCUGAUCACACUGGCUCAGCCUCAAAGAGUGCUGCUCACCCAGGGGGAAAAGCUCUCCCUAUCCUGCUCCACCUCAAAUGUCAACAGCGACAUCACAAUCAAGUGGAAGGCUCCGCGUGGAGUGCAACCGUCAGUGCAGAUGACCUCGCGUCUCCUGCCUGAGCCUAUUUAUCACGUGAGGACCGCCAUCCUAAGCCUGGGGUCUGUGACGAUGCAGGAUGCGGGGAGUUACAGCUGUGAGGCCAUGAACGAAAGAGGGACCACUGCAAAGUCGGUCUGGGUCGACAUCUAUGAUAAAGGCUUUAUUAACAUAACAAGUGUGAAUAACAGCACCAAGAGAGUGCGCGCUGGAGAAAGUCUGUCCCUGCGUGUGGUAAUGGACGCUUACCCGAAACCUCAUUCGUUUUCCUGGAGCUACAGUGGUGUAAAACUAAUCAAUACUACUGAUCAUGUCAUUACCAGCCGGUCACAAGGGAAUAGUUACACCAGCGAGCUAAAACUAGUGCGUCUCAAGGUGUCAGAAAGCGGCGUUUACAUCUUUUCAUGCUCAAACCGAGACACAACUGUCCAUCAAACGUUUGAAGUCCAUGUCAUAAGUAAACCACAGAUUGUGUCCUAUGAGGGGCCGAUUGAUGGACAGGUGCGCUGUGCUGCAGAGGGUUACCCCACUCCUCAGAUCAAGUGGUAUUACUGUGACCAACCCCAUUCCAGGUGCUCUAAUUUGAUGAAUGCCACUCAGGAGGAGGAGGAUGUUGUCACUGUAACCAUGACAAGUCCUCCCUUUGGGAAAGGCGCAGUGGAGAGCCGUCUAAACAUAACCAAGAACAAUUAUGCCACCCUUGAAUGUGUGGCAUCGGCCAAUGGGGAAAUCGUGUACACUCUGUUUUCCAUCAGCGAAAACACUGUUCCUCAUGAACUCUUCACACCGUUGCUCAUCGGUUUUGUUGCCGCAGCCGUUAUCCUUGUUCUCAUCCUUAUCGUGCUGUCCUACAAAUACAUGCAGAAACCUAAAUACCAAAUACAGUGGAAAGUCAUAGAAGGUAUUCAUGGAAAUAGCUACGUGUACAUUGACCCUACCCAGCUCCCAUACGACCACCUGUGGGAGUUUCCCAGAGAUAAGCUGCGUUUUGGAAAAACUCUAGGAUCUGGAGCAUUUGGGAAGGUGGUGGAGGCCACUGCUUAUGGGAUGUCCAAAGCAGACACUGUGAUGACCGUAGCUGUGAAGAUGCUCAAACCAAGUGCCCAUGCCACCGAGAAAGAGGCUCUAAUGUCUGAGCUGAAGGUGCUUAGUUAUCUCGGCAACCAUAUUAACAUUGUCAACCUGCUAGGGGCCUGCACUGUAGGAGGUCCAACGCUAGUUAUAACGGAGUACUGCUGUUUUGGUGACCUGUUGAACUUCCUGCGCAGAAGGAGAGAAUCCUUCUACUUCUCUACACUGGGAGAAGACUCUUACUAUAGAAACAUCAUGCUGCAGCCAGAACCAAAUGAGAGCAGGAAUGGAUACAUGACCAUGAAGCCCUCUGUAUUGGGAAUUCUGUCCUCAGAAAACAGAAGAUCACUUAAUAAAGGUGAUUCAUAUAGCGAUACGGAUGCCGUCAGUGAGAUUCUGCAGGAAGAUGGCUUGACUCUGGACACUGAGGAUCUUCUUAGCUUCUCCUACCAAGUAGCCAAAGGGAUGGAUUUUCUGGCAUCCAAGAAUUGUAUUCACAGAGACCUGGCAGCCAGAAACAUUCUCCUCACCCAAGGCCGAGUGGCCAAGAUCUGUGACUUUGGACUAGCCCGAGACAUCACUACUGACUCAAACUAUGUUGUUAAGGGCAAUGCCCGUCUUCCAGUGAAGUGGAUGUCCCCCGAGAGCAUCUUUGAGUGUGUGUACACCUUUGAGAGUGAUGUAUGGUCUUAUGGAAUACUGCUGUGGGAGAUCUUCUCCCUCGGGAGUAGUCCUUACCCGGGCAUGCCUGUGGACUCCAAAUUCUAUAAGAUGAUCAAGGAAGGAUACCGAAUGCAGUCGCCAGAGUUUUCCCCGAGUGAAAUGUACGAAAUCAUGCACUCAUGCUGGGACGCCGACCCCUUCAAGAGACCCUCGUUUACCAAGAUAGUGGAGAAAAUCGAACAGCAAAUCUCAGACAGCACCAAACAUAUUUACUUAAACUUCAGCUCCAGGUUGCCUGUUGCUCCAGGGCCCCAUGAGGAAUCCAGUUCUCCUGUCCAGCGGCUAAACUCAGUAGGCAGUCACAGUACUGCCACUCAGCCCCUGCUGUCCAACAAUGAUGUCUUCUUGGAAGGGACAGGUCCACAUCACCCUCCAGUGUGAAGAUCUGAUUCCCAGUAAAAAGCAGGCAUUCUAACAGAUGCCAUUCAUCUACUGGGACCCUUCGCCUUAGCUAAGUGUCAUUGUAGCUGUCUGACAUGCAUGAGGACUUUGGAAAACACUGAUCAAAAAUCUCUUUUAGGAUCCAAGAGCAGUCGUAUUCUUUCCGUUCACAUUUCACGCAGAUUGUGUAUAUAAGCCCUCCUGCCAGAAAGGACAGUGAUGGUGUGCUCUUCUUUUACAUUUCAUGUAUUUAUUUGGGGACAUCAAACUUUUGAGACAGCUACUGUACAGUAAUAAUCAAUGCUGGUAUCAUCCCAUGGUACUAUAUCUUCAAUGUGAGUCUGCAGGAGGACUGAACUUUUUUCUUUUUUUUUUUUCUUUUUUUUUUUUUUGUAGAAUCCCUUUGAUUUAUUAUAUGGGAUAUAUAAACACAAUAGUGCUUCUUUUGCUAAUUGUCAAGUCUUUACAAGUCAAACAGGCUGUUUCAAGUCAGAGACUAGAUGAAACCCUGAUAAACAAUCUCUGGAGUCUUGACAUUCAAUUUGACAUGAUAUUUUAGCCAAAAGUGGUAUUUUAAGAUAUUGUAACACUAAUGUGUUGAAUAUGUCAGACUAUCAGUAGUAAAAGAGCCUGGCGUGAGAGUAAAAUAAAUUCCAAUAAAUUCAUAAAUUCAAAUAUCAAACGCAAAAGGCCAUGCUAUUUGGAAAUAUGUAUAAGCAGUAAUAACCCUAAUUUGGCAGCAUUGUCAUGUUGCUGCACAAGCCAAAAACAAGCUACUUGAUGCAUGUUGCAUUUGGAAUAGUGUUUUGUCAGUUGGCAGCUGAAUCUGUAAGUAGUUUUAAGUUUAAAUAGACCAAAUUAAGGUACAUUUCAGUUCGCUGUCAGGCAAGGUGUCGAGACACGAAGAGGUAAUCCAUCAAAGUUCAUUGUUUACUUUAAACACUCAGCGAUAUUUUGAUUCCACAGCAGUAUUAUAUUAUUGGCUUGUGUUGUAUUUUCCAGAAAAUGUCAUUUUGGACAGCAAAAUUAUUCAGUCAAGCAGUAAUUCAAGCUUGACGUAUCAAACUUUUAGACAGUGUUUCUUUUAGGGAUCACUUUAAACAGUUUCUUCCUCUUCUCCUGUGUGUUCUAAGGAAAAUAUUUGUUAAAUAGUAUACUUAUUUCAUUUGUUUCAACACACUUGUUUCAAAAUGCUUAUUUGAGUAGUUUUUAUGAUGUGGUUCCAGAAUGGUGGACUGUAGAAGAUCAGUAGCUUCGGUAGCAUUGGUCCUGUUAUUUAUUCCAGAAAAAUAUGGGAGUUAUUCCACAUUUUAUCCUUCAUUAAACUGGAAGUGUAGUGCUCUUUUGUAUAUUCCAAUGGUUUCCAAUCUAGCUUCUGUUGCGUCUAAUUUUGUGCAGAAAAGUAUGGUGGGGGUCUGGUAGUGUUUAAGGAGAGCUUUCUUGUGUCGCGGGUUAUCAUUUCCUACAGACUUGACUCAGUUACUCUGACUUCUACUUACCAACUGUUGUGCCUGAAAUGUUUUCUCUGCUCUUUAGCCAAUGAGAAUCGUGCUGUUGAAGGUUGAGCCAAUAGAAAGCUGCUGCUGCUGCUGUGUAGAAAUGGGUGCCAAUGGCUUCUUGAUCUCUGUAGGAUUAGCCAAUGAAGGAUCUGCCAAUAGACGGGUGGCUUUCAGACCGGGCAAAAAGAGUGGCUUUCUGUUACUUAGAUGAGCCAAUAGGAUUCUCAUUCCACUGCCAAAAGGAAAGAUCGCAGAGUAUGCGUCCGAAUAUGAGCUACGUGCUGAAUCUGAAUGAGUCGACACACCAACCGCAGUACCCAUAGCUGUGCGAACAUCAGUAGUCUGGGCACUCAGUCAGUACGGUAGCUCGUUUUCCAGGUCUCCCUCUGUUCUUUGUGUCCAGCUGCUUCCUCCGGCGGAUGUCUCACUUCCACAAAGACUCAGCCGGGGAGAUCCAACUCAGCCCGUAUCCCAUCUCCAGCGCUCCUUUUCGCCACACUGGGACAUUGUUCCUGUUGUGCACUGGCUUUUGCUUGCAUUUGCGCUAAUGAGUUGUGCGCGUCUGUGUGAGCAUAUAUGAAUGUGUAAAUGCAGGUCAUUUGCUGUUAAAUUACCAGAGCACUGAUGGGUUCCUCCAGUAGAACGACUGUAGUUAAUGAACUUGAACAGAGAUUGUCUGAUUUAUAGAGCUGGAGCAAUCGAUGUUCAGCCGCUACAUACUGUUCGCUCUUUUCUUUAAUGUAAAUAAUAUAUAUAUAUACAUAUAUGUGUAAAUCAAAAUGUUGCUUCUUGUUUUGUUAUCACGGUACGAUCUCUCAUGUGCUGCAUAUAUUUUUGUAUGUUACAGUUAUCUUCUGUCAUUAUUUUGCCUCUUGAUUCAUUUAUUCACAAGUGCAGUUUUCAGACACACCAGGUACAGUUGGUUAUAUAUUUAAUCCAUUUAUAUUAUAUUCAGCGUUGCUUGUCGAUUCAGUAUUUUCAGUGUUUGCAUUAUUGAUGAAAGGAGGAACACAUGAAAAUAAACACAGAUGGUCCAGGAAUCCCAUUUGUGACCGCAUAGUCACUAUAUGCAUUUUGAAAUGAUUGAAAGGUGUUUUGCCCCAUAAAAGAUUGUUUAAUGUAUUUUAUUGUAUAUUUAUUUUACAUUUUUAAUUUUGAAGACAAAUGUGCAAAUCCUGUGUGUAGCUCAGUAUGUAAAUAAAUAACUGAAACUA